AUGACUGAAACUUUUGAGGAUUGGGAUAUCUCAGUCUGUGACAAAAAAUUAUUAGAAUCUAAAAUAUUCUCUAAUCCUGCGAAAAUAGGAGAUUUGGAUAAAGUACAUAAAGAGGUUUUGGGUUUAGAGGAGGCAGUCAGUAGAACCUUUAGGGUUGUAAAUAGGAAUAUUAGUCAGCUCAAUGAAGCUGACGCUGGCAUCCAAAAGGAUACCAACGCCGGGUUUGCUCUAGUUGCUGGUAGAGUAGAUAAACUAGACUUAAAACUAGGCAAAUUAGAGGAAAAAUACGAAAAAUUUGUAAUUGAUUUAGAGUCCCGUGACAAUCUUGAAUACGAUGAAAUAAGAAGCAGCGGUGCGUCAAGACUGCUUACUUUAAACAAAAAACAAGAAAUAAUUCCUCCGAUACCUCCACACAAAAUUCCUCAGUCUUCGGGUACAAGUCGCAUUGAAAAUCAGAACUCCUUAGGGAAUAAAACGUGCCAAUGA
Meloidogyne enterolobii is the source of this 486-nucleotide messenger RNA. The record is from the annotation of a GenBank genome assembly. NCBI's taxonomy places the organism in Eukaryota, Metazoa, Nematoda, Chromadorea, Rhabditida, Meloidogynidae.